UGUUAUUGCUGUUAUUUGCCUGUAGGACAAUAGUCAUAUGUUGGGUCAUAGUACACGUCGCGCUCUCGCACCGUGUGGUAGUCAUGUACCACUGAACCUUUCGCUGAUCUUCGUUUACAGUGUCUAGUGUAAAUAUUUCUUAAUUUCGCAUACUAAGUGCGCUCAAUAUUUUUAAAUUGUGAAAAAUGUUGUUUUACAAAUAGUGUAGUUUCUAAAAAAGAAACACAAGAUGGAUGAAGAAACAAUUGUGGUUUUAGGCGUGCAGCUUUUGGCUCUUUGCUGUAUCAUUUGUUCUAUAGUUAUAUAUUUAUUGCGAAAAAUGAAUCGGAAAACGGUUUACGCAACUCCUGCUCAUCGAUCAGUUUUAAUUACGUCUUGUGAGACGUCCGUUGGUUUGCAACUGUGUGACAAAUUGUCUUCUGCUGGAUUUCGGGUAUUUGCUGGCUAUAAGCCUAUGUCAGAAACUGACGACGGUACAUUGUCAGAGGCAUGUAUCUCUUUACGCAUCAAAAUUAAACAACGUGAAUCUACAGACAUGGAACGAGCCCAGUGUGGCAUCGUAUUUAUGCGACUUGAUGUCACUCGUGAAGAUUCUUUGCACGAAGCCGUGGACACCAUUAAGAGACAUUUACCCGCCGGUGAAGAUGGCUUAUGGGCAGUCAUUAAUACCGCUGAUGUGUGUCUUAAGGGAAAAAUUGAGUUGCAAGAAAGCGUCCAAUGGGAGAUGUUGUUCAAAACCAAUGUUUUUGGGUCCUUUAAGGUUGCUAGAACAUUUUAUCCUUUAUUGAUCAGUCAAAGAGGUCGACUAAUAAAUAUUGGGAUAUCAGAAAGCCAUACUCAUCGACAUGGAAUGACGGCGUUUGACGCAGCACGGUAUGCUGUUGUUGGUGCUAGUAAAUCAUUGCAACAAGAUUUGAAAGAAUUGAGUGUUCGUAUAAUAAUAAUCAACACCAACCACAUUUUACCAGAAAAUCUUUUUGAACCCGUCAAAUCAACAAGAGAUGCAAAUAAAACAAAUUUUAAUGAUCAACAAAUCAAACAAAUUUUACCUGAUUACGCAAUACACACAAUAUUUGAUGCCCUUCUAGAACCUAAUCCUAAAACAGUUUAUAAUUUGGAAAAACCAUCAAAUUUUAUAAAUAACAGAUUUUUUAAAUUUAAAACCCUGAAAUCUGAAAAAAUACUGAAUUUCUAAAUAUUUAUAUUUUAUAAAUGUAUCAAUAAAUGUUUUUCACAGAUAAAUUUCAUUAAAAUGGCACUAAUAGGUGUAUAAUGUAUCAAUAAAUGUACAAAAAUAUAUUACCAUUAAAUAAUUUAUGCUCAAUUUUAAUUGUUCAAUUAAUAUUUAAUUAUAAUUUCUUAAAAUAAAAAUAAGUCAUAUAUAUAUAUAUAUUAUAUUUAUUAUGGUUUUGUUGUUGAUAUGUUAAUGAUAAUUGUUAUUUAUUUUGGUUUGUACAAAUAAAUAUUCUAAAUUUUA
Molecule: messenger RNA, 1477 nt
Organism: Daktulosphaira vitifoliae (grape phylloxera)
Lineage: Eukaryota; Metazoa; Arthropoda; Insecta; Hemiptera; Phylloxeridae
Product: D-beta-hydroxybutyrate dehydrogenase, mitochondrial-like
Exons: 4
Coding region: 230-1195 (321 amino acids)
Source: RefSeq, a predicted model, not a curated record